Molecule: messenger RNA, 4759 nt
Organism: Lampris incognitus (smalleye Pacific opah)
Lineage: Eukaryota; Metazoa; Chordata; Actinopteri; Lampriformes; Lampridae
Gene: amotl2a
Product: angiomotin like 2a
Exons: 11
Coding region: 236-2428 (730 amino acids)
Biological process (GO): establishment of cell polarity involved in ameboidal cell migration; actin cytoskeleton organization; regulation of cell migration
Cellular component (GO): cytoplasmic vesicle; plasma membrane; bicellular tight junction
Source: RefSeq, a predicted model, not a curated record
CUGGGAGAGCUUCUCGUGCGCACCGACGGCACCACUCCGCGCAAAAAAGACAACCCGGAAUAGUUGUCUGGAAACGUUUCUUUUCCCCCCACAUUAUCAAACCUCAGUUUUGAGAGAUUACGCUAUCCACCUUUUCCUCGAAAGAUGACACCGUAAUAUUUUGAUCUGUGAUUUUUUUCAGCAUCAAAUCUACUACUUCUAGACGACGCUUCUAGCCAAUUCUCCACUGAAUGAGAUGAGAACUGGUGAGGAUUCUUCUGGAACGGUCCUGCACCGUCUUAUUCAAGAGCAGCUGCGCUACGGGAAUCUGACUGAUACCAGCACACUUCUCGCUAUCCAGCAGCAGGCCCUGCGUGGAGGCAGUAGUGGUGGAGGCACAGACAGUGCUCAGUCCUCGCUGGAGAGCCUUACUCAAGAGGAGUCACAGUACAUCCAGAUGUCAACAAGGCAAGAGCCUCAAGGCCAGGAGCACCAGGUGGAUUGCUCACACUCGGAAAGUCCCGUAUGCCACCUAUACCAGCUCCACGGAGAAGAGCUGCCCACAUAUGAGGAGGCCAAGGCCCACUCCCAAUACUUGAUCUCUUACAAGGGGCAAGCCAAGGUGGAAGGCCCUGGUGUGAUGGAUAUGAUGAUGGGGAGUCCCGGUGAGGGUCAGUGGGACCUGAAACGGGAGCAUGCUCGCUCCCUUAGUGAGCGGCUCAUGCAACUCUCUCUAGAAAGGAAGGGACCAAGAGACAGUCUACCAAUGAGCUCCUCACAUAGCUAUCCCCAGCUGUACAAUAAUCGUGCCAGCCCAGUGGCUCUAAACGGGCAAGUGGCCCAACAGUGUCCAGAUCAGCGUGGCCCACCACCAGACUAUCCCUUCUGUGUGAAGCUUCCUGGUUAUAUGGUCAGCCACUCACAGGAGCAUGGACACUAUUACAGAGAGCCACCUCCACCCUUCCACUCACAAAAUCACAGGUAUGUGUCUGUUCAGCCCCAGGUGGUUCACAACGGUAUAUACCACACAGUGAACCCUGCCAACACAGAGCUACUCGCCACAGCCUCCAACAACCCAAGCAAUAACCCGCUUCAGAUGGACAUGCUGAUGCGGGAGAAUGAAAGACUAAGGAAGGAGGUGGAGGUCUAUACCGAGAAAGCAGCCAGAUUGCAGAAGCUGGAGUUGGAAAUCCAGAGGAUAUCUGAAGCAUAUGAGACACUUAUGAAAGGCUCUGCCAAAAGGGAAGCACUGGAGAAAAAAAUGAGGAACAAACUAGAAGGAGAGAUUAAGAGGCUGCAUGACUUUAAUAGAGACCUGAGAGAACGCCUUGAGACGGCUACAACACAGCGACUGUCCAAGGAGAAGGAAUCUACAGACCAGAAACAACAUGUCUUUUCAAAACUACUUGAACAAAUUGAGGAGCAGCAGCGGGAACGGGAAAAUUUGGAGAGGCAGCAUCAGCAUCUGCGCAUCUCUGGUGAGGAGUGGUCCCGGAGACGGGAAGCACUGGAGCAUGCUCUGGGCUCGGCACAGGCCCGCAACCAAAAACUGGAGGAAGAGUUGCAAAGGAAGAGAGCCUAUGUGGAGAAGGUGGAGCGGCUGCAGAGUGCCCUAGCUCAGCUACAGGCCGCCUGCGAGAAGAGAGAAGCCCUGGAGCUGCGGCUCCGCACGCGGCUAGAGCAGGAGCUGAAAAGUCUUAGGGCAAAACAGUCUCAGACCCAGGCAGCUGGACCGCUGGCCUCAGAGCUGAGUUCUUGCACUUUGCAGCAGCAGCUGAGGGAGAGGGAAGAACGUAUUUUGGCUCUAGAGGCGGACAUCACUAAGUGGGAACAAAAGUAUCUGGAGGAGAGCACUAUGAGGCAGUUUGCCAUGGAUGCAGCUGCCACUGCUGCAGCACAGAGAGAUACGACCAUCAUCAAUCACUCACCCCGACAUUCACCUAACAGCAGUUUCAAUGAAGAUCUGCCAUUAUUCAGUCACAGACACCAAGAGAUGGAGAAUAGGAUCCGGGUCCUCCAUGCCCAGCUCUUGGAAAAAGAUGCUGUGAUCAGGGUCCUUCUGCAGCGUUCCAGAUGGGAGCAGGACAAACUGGACAAAAAAGGGCUUCGGAUGGCUAGGUCUGUCCCCUCCAUCAACACUGUGGCCAACAACAACCCAGCGGACUGUGCCACCAAUGGGAAAGGGAAGAGCCUCUCAGAUGACCAGACGGGUGCUGCUUUGCCGCCACCCCAAUACUGUGCAGUGACAAAGGCUCAGAGCCGUGACUCCAGCACCCAGAGUGACAUGUCCUUGCAAGAGCCUGAGCACACUGCAGAGCCUAGCAAGCCCACGACUUUGGAAGCUAUCUCGCCACCUUCCCCUGAGAACUUGGAGGAGCAGACUGUACCACUCAAAACAUUCAAGAACAUCAGUUGCUCAGAGGCAGAAGUGGUUGAAAUUCUUAUCUAAAACCACAAGGUGCUGAAAAAAGCUUGUGCAACUGAUCAGCAAAAACACGAACGGUGACGUCAUAGUUGAGAAGCGGGAGGCUUCCCUUAAACCCAUCACAGGGAAGGAAAGUCUGCCUGACUUCUGGACAGAGCUGCUGGAGGACGUCUCCCUGAGAUUCAGGCAUUUUCACUUCAAUCAACCAUGUGUUAUUGGAAAAGAGAUUAAAGAAUGUGUCACAGUUUGGGUUUGGAGAGCUGAGCUUUCCUGUACUGACUCUGUACACCUCAAAAAUUUAUGUUUAGUUUGCAAUGUUCCCUGGCAAGUCUGAAUUCUUCAAGGUACCUGGACAGUUCUCUGCUUUACUGCAGAGUAUAGGAAAUGGGCUGCUUUGCAUAAAUGCUGUGCAUGUUGUUUUUGUUUUUUGUUUUUUUAGUCAUCUAUUUAUAUUAAUGAGUGCUGCUCACUGUGAUAUUGGACAUUUUUCCAUAAGAGAGAAAAGGAAGAAAACAGUACAUUCAGUUACUCACAUAUGCCUUUCUGUGUUCCCCUUUUUGUGCCAACAUGACACAAGUAACUUUUUCCUGGAUUGUGUAUACUGUCCUUUCUGAAACCAGUGGGAGUGCUUAGUAAAGCUGGCAGAAGUAUGCUCUACAUGUUUAGGAUUACUCUGUUUAACACAGUGCUUGACUAAAUACAAAUUAACCCACCUUCAGCAUUCCCUAUCUUAAAUUAACUAUACAGAAGAUAUUUGUUAAUAGCCAGUUGAGGCACCGCCCACAGUAUAGCAUGAUUUGAAACCUCCCAUUGAAGUUGGAGCCCACAGAAAAUGUCUGUUCAUUCUUAAAAAAAAAAAAGAAGACAGGAUUGAUGGUGUUUCACGGGGGUCUAAUUUUCAAGAUCCCGGGUUAAUGUUUGGGGCCUCAGAUGGCUACUGCCCAGCAUUCCUCUCCCCUCUGCUUACAUGCUGUAGCUAAUCUCCCCACAUUCCUCUCUGAAGGAAUGCUCCCGUUAAAGAAAAAGGCUAUCUAAAGUCUGACCCCACGGCCUUGUAAAAACUCCAUGCAUUCUCAUCACAACUCUUUUUCUGGGUCUAGUUAUUUUUUUCUGAGCCAUGAUAGCUGGUCCUACCAUGACCAACUAAACUGACUAGGGUAAAAUGGGAAUGGCCAGCUAUAUUUGUUAAGCAUUUGCCAUUCUAUUUGUUGUCACCAACACUGUGUACUUUUGAGUUAUGCUUUCUUCUUUACUCUUGUUUCUCACAUUUCUCUUGUUACAAUGUCCUUGACAUGGCAUCUUGUGUUAAAUUCUGUCUACACAAGGUAGGGUCAGUGAACAUUGCAGAAUGUAGAUCCUUUUUAGAGCAAAUAUGGGAGUGUUUACUAAGGCUGUAUUAAACUGGAAUGUGCCACGAUUAAGAAUUCCUCUGGUCUUUAAAGGGGAAUACCACCGAGCUAAACUAUUCAAUUAUGUUGCUCUAAUGUUUCAGUUUAUUAAAAAAAUCAUUCUGUACUGCUAGCUGGUAAGAUAUGGGAGGAGAGUGCCUGGUCCCCUUUAUCUUUCAUAGAGUUCCAAUGGGAGAAGUGAAUUAGAAUACACAUCCAUUUUGAUAUGGGUAGGUCAUCUGAUUCAGGACUGCAAGUGUAAUUCUGUUGAAAAAAAAAACAAAAAAAACAACAACCUCAAAACCGUAUUGUGUUAGUCAACAAAACCCAGCAUUUUCUAAGUACUCUUUAUUUAUAUUCUGCAGUGUAGCUCCACUCCAAGCAGUGUAGCUUGAUCUCACGGUCAAGGUCCUAGAAAAAGUGUAAAUUCUUGCAUUUGAUUGGUAUUCCCCUUUAAGAUUGAUAAUUUUAUUUUCUGCCACAUUGCAUUUGCUGGUCAAUGCAACGUGUCCAAUUCAGCUGAUUUUUGAAAUGCCCUUAUCACUUUAGACUGUGUUUACAUAAAGGGCCGCUUGAAGUGAGAGACAAUAAUAUAUUUUUUAGUUAUUUUCAUUUGUACAUUUUGUAUCUGUUUUGUGAUGCCAAAGAUUUGGAAUACAUUUAAGUUAUAACUGAUGACAUGUUAUACAAAAGGUUCUAUUCAGAUGCCUUGCUCCAGCUGGUUGACCCAUUAUGAUGUUGCUGUGAACUUUUGUAAUGGUAACUUUUGUAUAUGCCAUUAACAUUUCACAUUAAUAGAUUAAAAUCUUUAAUAUAUGCCUGAAAAAAAUGCUCUCUUUUUUUGUUGUUUUAAUAAGUUAUCUGGAGUGCCAACCUUAUGUAAACUCAAGCAAGUGUAUUCGUGUAUAUUGUGUCUGGAGUAGAAGCACACUGACUAAAAUGCAAUUAAUAAAUUUGACACAUUUGC